GUAUCCAUUGGUUCGGCUGCUACAUUUCCCUACAUGGUGAAUAGAUUUCGCAAUGCCAUGCGAGUCUCUCUGUUCCCAACAAAAACAGAAACAAAAGUUUUAACAGAAAGGGGAUUCAAUUAAGAAAUUACCAUCGACGGACUAUUAGUGCGAUCGACACGUUUUAAGAUUGUUACACAGUACUCUGUUGCUGUGACCCCCGUUCCCAAAAAAAGGCCACCGUGUGACACACUGGGGUACUUAGUGGCUGAGAGUGGCAGACACGUGGCGCAAAUGAGCAGGCAGCCCGCGCAGAAGCUGACCACAGACCAGAACGGCGUGAGCGUGAUCCAGACUCAGGGCCAGGCCCACGCCAGCGGUCUGCAGCAAGUGCCGCAGCUGGUGCCCGCCAGCAGCGGGGGAGGCGGCAAGGCCUCGUCCCCCAGUAAGGCAAGGAAGUCUGGCGGCGACAAGAACAGCGAGGAAUACCGGCAGCGGCGCGAGCGCAACAACCUGGCCGUCAAGAAGAGCCGUUUGCGCAGUAAGCAGAAGGCCCAAGACACGCAGCAACGGGUCAACGAGCUGAAGGAGGAGAAUGAGCGGCUGGAGGCCAAGAUCCGUCUGCUCAGCAAGGAGCUGAGCGUGCUGAAGGACCUGUUCCUAGAGCACGCACACAACCUGGCCGACAACGUCCAGCCGCCGGGCACCGAGACCUCUGGCACCAACAACAACCAAUGAGAGCUGGAGGACGGUCCAGAGGCUUGGUGGGUGAUGGGGGAGAUUUGGAGCCGCUCUUACCGCCUCUCUGCUUUUUACACUCCUAACAGUCUGCUCUCCAUCAGCCGAACAGCACAUCAGCGAUUCCACGUAGCACUUCUUGGUUCUAGAGAUACAUUUCUGAGACAUCAUGCCCUUGAUACAUUGUCUCUCUUCAUCGGCUUGCUCUCAUGACGUUUGACAGGUUUUGUUUGCCCGGCAACACACCUUUAUGUUUUCACGCUUUUAGAAGAUGUCCGUCUAAACCAAUCAAAUUCAUGCGAAGACCCUCAUUUGAUUAGUGAUUAGUCAAUAAUAUGUUUAAGACCUAAAUGAUUAGGUCUGUACAAUCUUUUAUACAUUUUUAGAGAAAUGCACUCUACAUCAGGAUUAACUGGAUUACAUCCACCGUGCAGUUUGCUUGAAAUCAGUUUAAUCAAUCCAAAGUUAGGGUGCAGGGGACUCCCUCUCAGCUCCUCCUUAAGGCUUUGCAGCAUGUACAUUUGACAAAUUGUUCUGCGGAUUAGCUGUUUUGGAACAUUCGUGCCGCACAGGGAAUGAAACCAUGGCGUCUGACAUACAGAAAGCACACUGGCUCCUGAGGUUUUUUUGGGGAUAUCAGGGUAUUUCUGCUCCUCGAGCUUUUCUGCCAAGUGCCGGGCUGGAUUGGUGACUUGCCUGAGGCAUCAGAAUCGCAGUUAAAUCGUCUGUCGGGGUUCAGCGCUCUUCCUGUGCUGGCGGUGGUGGUUUCACUCACUUGGGGCACAGUGGGACGCGUUUUGGCCUGGACUGGGAGGAAGCUGUCAGGCUGUAUGAAUGUGUGCUGCACAGCAGAGGAGGGCCCCGCUUUUUUGAUUGUUUGCGCUAACUUUGGAAUUGCAGCUGUCAUCGGAUGCAUUUCUGUGCCGAACAGGUCAUUCUUUGUAGAAAACUGACAUUGAGUAAAGGAAGAAUACUCACCAUUAAUAGUACUUCAGGAUAUUCAAAGGAGGUUUGUUCCAGUAUGUCUUUGUUACAAAUAUUUCUAUUUUGUAUUGAACAAUUGCAUGGUAAAUGCUGUCAAAAUAUUCUGUUUGCACUGCUGAAACAAGGAACAAUAUUGUAACACUUAAUAUUUUGUAGGUGGAUGGUUUAAAAUAAGUAAUAAUGUGGACGAAAUAUGUGUAAAAAUAACUAAGGCAGAUUUUUCCAUUUGGAGAUCUGGUUGAUAUAUUUUACUAAACUACGAAUGUUGCUGGGCAGCGUUUGUCUGUAAGUUGUGACAUGCUUUUUUUUUUUUUACAAUAAAAAUAUUAGGUGUGAUGCAUACUGUAAAUUAAAAUCAAAUAAAUGACCUUGCUUAAAAUCUC
Molecule: messenger RNA, 2084 nt
Organism: Paramormyrops kingsleyae
Lineage: Eukaryota; Metazoa; Chordata; Actinopteri; Osteoglossiformes; Mormyridae
Gene: cebpg
Product: CCAAT enhancer binding protein gamma
Biological process (GO): DNA-templated transcription; regulation of transcription by RNA polymerase II
Molecular function (GO): RNA polymerase II cis-regulatory region sequence-specific DNA binding; DNA-binding transcription factor activity, RNA polymerase II-specific
Source: RefSeq, a predicted model, not a curated record